AUAGAUGCAUGGGAAGUCAAACCUCAGCAUCUUAUACUACAUAAAUACAGGGCCCGGAGCCCAGAUCGUCAGUCUAUCCGGAUCUCUCAACAGUGCAACAACUAACCAGUGAAAGGACUAAGUGCUCGAACAAGGACUAAGUGAGCAAACAAGGAUUCAGUGUUCGCAAACGGAUUAAGUUAGUUCUACGAAAGUUCUCAAAAUCAGUGUUCAUACGUAAGCUUUUAUACUUAUUUAUAUUUAUUUUAUUAAACACUUAUAUAUUUGAAUCCUGUGUAUUUUCCUACCCUAGUCUACUUGGAAUCUCCUUUGUUAUAUUUAUUUUCCGAUCGUCGUCAUACUCGGGAUUGAAUCGCGAAACGUUACUACUUAGUAUUUAUUUAUUUCCAUUCAUUCGCGAUCAUUAUUUCUUGCUACUUUCCAUCGUCUACGGAAACCUACGACAAGACCCAACGUCAUACAAUUGCUAACAUAGUAACAUUGCCAACUUGAUUCACAUUUCCAAUCUAUAUUCUUACUCUGUUCUUUCUUCUAGUCUGAGUGCUCUCAAAGGAGUUGCACCAGCCCCUUGCUAUAUUCUAAGAGUGCGCUCAAGAAAGCCGCACCUGUCAGCUUUAUUCUACUCUUCCUGGUCGCGCUCAAGAAAGUCGCGCCGGAUUUCCUUUCUAGCUGAGUGCGCUCAAGAAAGUCGCACCAGUUACUACCUGUCGCGUCGUUUCUUCCCUUCGCUUGGAGUGCGCUCGAGAAAGUCGCACCGGCAGCUCAAGUCUACCUGCGAUGAAGGUAAAUCAAGGUAAACGCAGUCGCAGACCCACUCGUCGAGGUGGUGUUAAGCAACGAGCUAGGGCACUAAUCAAACGCCAGAUCCAAUUGGUCCAAAAGGAGCUAGAGACGCGAUUUCCACCAUCCGGUCCGUCAAGUCAUCCGGGCGAACCGUGUUAUUCACCCGUGUCAGAAGCUUCGACCAUUUGCCUGGGUCCUCGCUCACCGCAGCUCAUCGAUUUAACCAAAGAACCAGAACUAGAAUCAGUUAACGUAGCAGAAACCAACGAGAUUCCAGCCGAAAUCCUAGCUAUUAUAUUCAAUCCACAAGAAUAAAACAUUUAUACCCUCCUAUCCUGGAGCCUUUUCAUUUCAUUCAAUCGCCCUUACCGAAUCGGGAACCCUGUAGGGACGUGUAUUCGUCCGCCAGGCUACUUCGACGAUUCGGCGGACCCACCUUAAACAAAUAUCCCUCCUAUUAAUUCACGAAAAUUUAACACGAGUAUAUUACCUACUCUCUUCCCACGGCGCGUGCGUCCGAACCGCUCCGGAUCCGCGUUC
Molecule: messenger RNA, 1323 nt
Organism: Osmia lignaria (orchard mason bee)
Lineage: Eukaryota; Metazoa; Arthropoda; Insecta; Hymenoptera; Megachilidae
Source: RefSeq, a predicted model, not a curated record